GCCAUCUUGUGUGUGUACUAUUGUGUGUAGGGGAAUUCCCAGGGGAACUCCCGUUACAUCCACUGCAAAACACCACACCUCACUGCAAUGUCUAGCUCUUGCUAAGCUGCAAGCUCAAUUAACUUUUGCAAUGGCAACAAGAUCACUCACUGGUACAGUAUGCAGGUACCCAGGCUGCUUCAAGCCAGGAUACAAGGAGCCCAGUGGCUACACACACAACUUCUGUGGACGAACACAUGCUGAGAUGUACAGGUCAAUUCCUCUCGCUUCCCCAACCCCCACCACCUCGGCAUUCUCAUACUCAAGACCGGCUAAGUCAGCACAAACAACAAAAAGUGCUCUGAAACCAUUGAAGGCACUUCAAAAAUAUGUAUCACCAUCGUCAAACGAGAUAAAGUUCUACAACAGUUAUGACCCCUUCUACGAGUUUACAAACUUUUAUCCAACAUUUAUGACAAUUGAUGGAAGUUCUUGGCCUUCUUCUGAACACUACUUUCAAGCUCAAAAAUUUGUCGGUACUCCAUAUGUAGAGAAAAUAAGAAAAAUGUCUUCGGCUAGAGAAACGUUCCAGUUUUCGAGGAACCCAGCCGUAUCUCGAUGGCGAAGGUCGGAUUGGGACCAAGUGAAAGAUGACAUCAUGCUGAAAGCUCUAAGAUGCAAGUUUGGGCAAUCAGACAGACUGCGUUCUCUUCUUUUUGGCACAGGAGACAAGAAACUCAUUGAGCACACAGAGAAUGAUUCUUACUGGGGAGACGGUGGAGGAAAAGGAAAAGGCUUGAACAAACUCGGCGAACUGCUCAUGAAAGUACGAAGAGAGCUCAAAGAAAUGGAAAAAAUAAAAAGCCCUUUGAAAAGAAGCAACUCAUUUUCAAUUUCUAGCACAAAAUCAUCAAAACCGAAGUACACAGAUGAUAUGAACGCUUUGGGACGCACUUCUCCAUUGUUAUCUCGUCGCUUGUCAGGAUCACAGAACUCUUUACACACACCAAGCAGCACCACCUACAGAGUAGGCUACUCCUCUCCUUCACUGGCAAGCAGGCCUAGCGGUUUCACUCCUCGCACACAAACCACAAAUGGUUCCGGCUAUUUGUAUACCAAACCAGGCACUGCUAACUACACUCCUAGUCCAAGACAACAUACCACUCCUUCUUACAAGCAACGAAGGGGAAAUGAUUCCACUGGAGUGGCUUCAAUUUUUGCACUUUAUAAAUGAACUUAAUUAUUAUUGAUUUACUUCCCUUCCCUUCCAAACUUAUUUGAUUUUCAAUACGUGAAAAAAUUGUUAUCUCCAAUUUCAAUUAUAAAAAUAACAAAAUUUUAAUUAUUAUUGUUUAUAUUUUUCCACCAAACUUGUAAUAUUGUUUAUACUGAUCUAACAAAGUCUGACAGCUAUCUCUAGUCACUGAGUCCAUUGGAGACUUGAGGAAGGCAAUAUCUCCUUGUGAGGCCAGCUUCAUCAAGCUGAACACUCCGGGUAGCAUGGCAUC
Halichondria panicea is the source of this 1487-nucleotide messenger RNA. RefSeq lists its product as uncharacterized. The transcript has 3 exons. NCBI's taxonomy places the organism in Eukaryota, Metazoa, Porifera, Demospongiae, Suberitida, Halichondriidae. The record is from RefSeq and is a predicted model, not a curated record. Bases 131 to 1213 code for a protein of 360 amino acids.